CACUUGCAUCUAUAGGCCCCACGCAGGCGCGGCUUGACGCCACUCUCGAAUCACGUUGUGGUGACUGCCAGUGGAAAAGAAAAUGUCAUUACUCACACACAACAGUUUCUGCAGCUUUUCCAAUUCUCUGCAAGUGGUUUUCCAAGGUCCUCAGGGAUAUGUAUAAAAAGGUAAGCGACACAACUGUCUGCAUUUCCAGUAAAUCUUUCGAAAAGCCUCUUUUGGUGAUCUGGUGCUCACACUGAGAAUAUGAAGUUGGUUGUUUUUUGCCUUUUUGCAGUCUGCUGCGGUUCUUUGGCCAGCACGUCGACAAAUACGCCUGACGUACCAUUGCAGAUUAGAAAAUUAGAAGAAGUCCUGAGACAAAUGGAAGCUCUGAGAGGAAACAUGCAGAACAAUGACCAGAUGCUGAAUACUCCAACAGUGGACAUUGAGGACGUCUGCUGUCUGUCAGCCUUACAAUGCUUAAGCGCUAGUUUGAAUGUGCAAUACAACGUUACAGAAAACAAACCAAAAACUAAACUUUUGAAGAGCCUGAGGAGUCAUAUCACUGUGAGAGGUCUUUGCAAUGCAGGAAGUGUUCAGUCCACCUGCCAAGACUGCACCUCACAUCCCAAGGAAAAUGCCACAACAUUUUUCAACAGACUGGAGUCUUUUAUUCAAAAGGCCAUAACAAGACUGUACACGAUCUAAGAAUAGGUGAAGAUCUUCUUGUGACCAAGGAUUGAAUGUAGAGAAGACACUACGCUGAA
Molecule: messenger RNA, 752 nt
Organism: Sander lucioperca (pikeperch)
Lineage: Eukaryota; Metazoa; Chordata; Actinopteri; Perciformes; Percidae
Gene: il21
Product: interleukin 21
Exons: 6
Coding region: 250-693 (147 amino acids)
Biological process (GO): immune response
Cellular component (GO): extracellular region
Molecular function (GO): cytokine receptor binding
Source: RefSeq, a predicted model, not a curated record